Messenger RNA from Pestalotiopsis fici W106-1, 2055 nucleotides. RefSeq lists its product as uncharacterized. Gene Ontology annotation, cellular component: ubiquitin ligase complex; cytoplasm. Gene Ontology annotation, molecular function: ubiquitin conjugating enzyme binding; ubiquitin protein ligase activity; zinc ion binding. The transcript has 3 exons. The record is from RefSeq and is a predicted model, not a curated record. The coding region runs from base 1 to 2055 and encodes 684 amino acids. NCBI's taxonomy places the organism in Eukaryota, Fungi, Ascomycota, Sordariomycetes, Amphisphaeriales, Sporocadaceae. Gene Ontology annotation, biological process: protein polyubiquitination; positive regulation of proteasomal ubiquitin-dependent protein catabolic process; ubiquitin-dependent protein catabolic process.
AUGCCGGCUCCAGAGCCUCCGCCCCCCGAUGGCAGCACGACCGAUAUGGUCGCAUGCGCUCCUCCCGAAUUAGCAGAGGCCGACUUCUGGAGUCAGGUCUUUGGCCUGAACUCUGACGAGGCCAUGAAAAAUAUUGACAAUCUGUCUGCAAAAGCCGCUCAUUUGGGCAUCUCAGUGCCGCGACCAUCCAGUGCGCGCUCCGCCACGGAAAAGUAUACGCCAUGUAUAGAUUCAAACACAACAUCAGAGACGGGGCACGCGCGCACUGCUUCGGGCGAGUCCAAAUGCUCCGCAAGCACUACCUUGACCUCCAUGUCCGCCGACGAAAGCCAGUCGGACCCUGCCCCGAUUGCGCUCAAUCGCAAGAGGUCGCGAAAUCUCGUCUUCGCCCAGUAUGACAAGCUGCUCGCGCAGGCUAACCCGAGGCUGGACCAGCCCAAACAUGCAAGUCUGCCAUUGUCAGCAACGGAGCGUCACAAUUCGGCACCCAGUCUCCUGAGUGUGAGCACAAGAAAAAGCUAUCUGAGCAUUAGAAAUGGUAUUCUCAAGAUCCGGCGUAGACGGAAGACAUCCCCAUUCCCCGAGGCCCUUAUCAAUUCAUGUAGCGCUUGUCGUGAAGACUUCAAGCCGGACCAAGUACUAGAGAGGCUGCCAUGUGGGCAUAGCUACUGCACGAAAUGCCUCGGAAUCAUGAUCAACCAGGCAGUAAAGGAUGAAACAAAGAUGCCGCCCAGGUGCUGCAUACAGCCGAUACCGGGUUUAUUGAUUAAAUCCCUGCUCAAUCGCGAGGAGCAAACUGCCUUCCUCAAGGCCGUACAACAGUUUUCGACGCCCUGGGAAAACCGCAUCUUCUGUUCAAAUCCCAAUUGUGGCGAAUUUAUUCCUCCCAGGGCCAAGAUUGACCCAAAACACCCAUUCCAGGCCACGUGCCGUACUUGCCAAACCAAAGUCUGUAUCAUGUGCAAGCGUGAUGCGCAUCCUAUAGGCCACGACUGCCCUUCGGACACGGAACUGGAGGCGGUCCUCAAGAUAGGAGAAGCAUCAGGAUGGAGGCGGUGUUACAAGUGUCGAAACCUGGUAGAGCUUACUCAAGGCUGCAGCCACAUGACGUGCCGAUGUAAAGCACAGUUCUGUUACGUGUGCGGUGGCGUUUGGGAUGGCACUGUCGGAUGCCCGAACUACUGUAAUGGCGAGGAAGAGCUCGAGCGUCGGCGCAUCGAGGAAGCGGAACGCUUGGCUGCUCAAGAGGCUGAGGAGGCUUUGGCUAAAGAAGCAGCAGAGAAGGAAGCCGCGGAAAUUCUUGAAGCAGAUAAACGCACGAAGGAGUCGCCCGAAUUCCAAGCAACGCGCCGCGAGCAGAUUGAUGAGAUGGAGAGAUUCCGCGUGUACGAAAGGAAGACGAAAUGGCUCAUGUGGACUCGACAAUCCCAGGAGAAACUAUCCCUGGUAGAGAGACAUUCAGGUAUGAUCGAAAAGAUGAAAGAGCGCCAUGUCAAGACGACCGUAAAUCUCGAGGACCGCCAAGUACAGGCAGAGCUCGAGCUACGCAUGUCGCUCGAGCAGAGCGAGCGAAACGUCCGUAUUCGCCUCAAACACAUGGAAGCUUAUUGCGAUGGCCUCGGGCAAAACCCUGAUGCCGGCAUGCCCAAACGCACCGUGACGGAAAGGGACUUGCGCGAACUCGGUCAGCAGUACAACGUGGAGAAGAACAUGAGGCAACUACACCAAGCGAAGAUCAACGUGAUGCGCGACCGUCAAUCAAAGGCUCUAGAGGAACUGCAACAGAGACAGGACGACGAGCUGGAAAAGCUCCUCGAGAAGAAUCGAGCGGAGCUUGAAGCUUUGGAGUCUGUCUUUGCGGACCAAGAAGAUGCACUUGCCAUUACUUUCAACAUCAGGAGGCAGACCAUGGACAGGCGAUGGGAACUCUCGAUGCGCAUUUUGCAGAAAGAAAUGGAGGAAAAUGCUGGAUUGCGCUACUCCAUCCUGGACCCUUUGGAGUGGCCUCAGGAGAAGGAAUCCUCGGAAGAUGGUCUAUCACCCGUGGAGGAAUAG